This is a messenger RNA of Rotaria sp. Silwood1, 488 nucleotides long. Lineage: Eukaryota; Metazoa; Rotifera; Eurotatoria; Philodinida; Philodinidae. The record is from the annotation of a GenBank genome assembly.
AAUUCGUGUUAAUAAUAGUUAAUUAGAAGCUGAUGAAAUUCGUUGCACUUCUAAUCGUUUCGUUUAUUUUUAAAUAGCAUUUUAUUGAUUGUAUUGCUGAAUUUCUUGUUAUGUUAUCACAUGAUACAUUUCAUUCAAAACAAGUUAUUAACAUACAAGAUUUAAUAAAACAUUAUGAUUCAUUAUUAGCAAGUGGACAUGAACCUGAAACACAUGCUUUAGCAGCAUUAGGACCAGUUUUAUAUGAUUUUUUUUCUUUUAUUGUUAAUAGUGUUCAAAUUGAAGAUGAUAAAUGGAAACGUCUUUCACGACAAAUUGUCGAUUUACUUCUUGCUCAUUUACAAUCUCAGAAUCAAGCACUUUUGGAUAUUUAUUCCACACAAUUAACACUAUUUGAUGUUGUCUCAUCAGCUGCAUUACGAUCAAUUGAUCCAUUUGUUAUUGCUUUUCGAGCAUUAAAUGUCAAUUGUCAAUCUAGAAAUCGAUAG